AUGCAUUUCGUUACGCUUAUUAAGUUUUAAAUUGUAUUGUGUUAAGUAGAAAUAUGUUUUAAACGUGAAUUACAUUUGGCAUUGAAUACAAUUGUAUUGUCGCAAAUUUACUUAGUUUAGACUUUUCGGAAAUAUAUUGGAUUAUAUUCUUAUCAUCGUUGACGGCGUGAAGUGAGUCUUCCCAGCCAUGGGUGCGUGGGGACAGUUCUGGUCCCUUGUGUGGAAGAAUUACGUCAUCAGGAAGCGACAUCCGAGUUUCGUGGUUUUAGAAGUCGUAUGGCCAGUGUUGAUGUUUGUAGCUUUAGCACUGUUCCGGCUCGGGUUCCCGCCUGACCAUAGGGAAACAUGUCAGUUCCAAGAACGCGCACUGCCGAGCGCGGGAAUGAUCCCCUUUCUGCAGACGUCAAUAUGCCAGUUGCAGAACAACUGCUCAAACCAGGCCUGGAAAGAAGAAAGAGAGACGGCACAGGCCAAUUUCCAGCAACUAAUAGGUGGAGUGACACCAAUUUUGGAGAAGGAAUCCACUGUUCAGGCUUUCAAAGCAUUGCCAAAGAUGAACAAAGUCCUGAAGGCAUUGCAGAACUUUUCCAAGGAAACCAGUUUAGAUGAGAUUGAUGAAGCACUGAAGUUAAAGAACAUGUUCAAAGACCCAGCAAGGGUGAUCGACAUCAUAGCCAACAAGUAUGGUAUAUUAUCACCCAAGAUGGCAGAAUAUCUUCUGGAGUCUACUCUCAAUCCAGUGGCGAUCAUGGAAAUGCUGGGCAGUCUAGACAUGAAGAAGGUGGUGUGCGAUCCGGCAGAGCUUACAAAGUACCUGUUGCUCAGCCCGAAGGUUAACAAAUACUCUCUGUCAGAUCAGCUGUGUCGUAUAAAUGAUGCCCUCAUCUCCAACAUUACCAACGAGCUUGUGAGGCAGCUCGAUGUGGCCAAGGUUAUUAAACUGGGUCAAGAUCUUAUGAAGGCGACGGGAUCACUUGAUGUAGCCAUGCUGCUUGGUGACAUCGCAAACUUAGUGGAGCGUUUCUUAGAUGAUUCGAGCAUUCUAAGCAUGUUCAUGCAAUCACAGGCCAUACCGGACCUCAGUGCGUUGCCCCUUGCAUUGCAUUCCGUGUCCAAACUACUGCCUUUACUAAUGAACAUCCAAGGAAAUGAGCUAGAAAGUGUCCGAAAGAUGAUUGAUGUUGUGUCCCCCCUUAUGGAUCUCAUUCUACCCGACAAAACCAUGGCAGCAGAACUCCAGAAGUUAAUGAAAGGAUUAACUGAUAUUCUCAAUACAGAUGGUAUCCAAGAUAGCAACCCUCUAGAUGUGUUAAAAGACUUGAUCCCAGCCCUGCUAAACAGCAGCAAACUCCUUAGCAACCUCACAGACUCCAUCAACAUGCCACUCCUCCAGGAUAUAUUCAGCACAGAACACAUCCAGAUGAUGGAAGAGCUUGUUAAUGGUUCAGAAUGGACAACUGUCCUGGACCUUUUCAUGAAGAACGUGCCCAACCUGAUGAAUUUGAUUGAAGCACCAGAGAUGGUUUCAAACAUAGUGAAUGAGAUAGCCAGUCAGUAUUUUGCCACAUUUAAGGCCGUUAUGGAGGGUCUGUCACAGAAUUCUACGGAAAUGGAUCCUGAUGCUGUUGCCAAGUCACUAGCAGACGGCAUGACCAAUCUGGAGCAAACACUACGGCAGGCCAUGGGAGAUAACAUGACAGACAUGGUUAUGGCCCUUGGAAGCAUGCUCAUGGACAUGGUGGAUGACAGCUCAGCCUUUUACGAGAAACUGACAUUGGACCUGAAGGCUAGUGUCUCCAGUCGUCCAGAGGUUGCAACUGCUCUAAACAAACUGGCAGCAAUGGAUACCACGGUCACAUAUACCUUCCUCUCUAACAUGGUGGCUAUGGAUACUGUAUAUAGUGUCCUCAAAGGACAGACAACUAUGCAGGAUGUUUGUAUUCAGUCCCUGGAGGGCACAGUUGCCUCCCCUGCAGACAUGGCGGCCAUUUGUAAUCCAGCUGCCACACAGGCAGUGAAUGUGGUUUUAUAUGAUGGUCGUAUGGUGCAGCUUGAAGAGAAGAUGACUGCCUACAUGGUGCAAAUGGACAGCAUAAUGGCUGGUAGCAUUCCUCUUGAGAUGCAAAAUGGCUCCAUGAAAGCCAUGUAUGAACGAGCCUCCAACAUGGUGACUGACAUGAUGUCAUCAUCAUCUUGGUCCACAAUGGCAGAAUGGAUGGAUAUUUUCCAAACAGCUGGUACGAUGAAAGAUGUGUUGGUGACUUCUUCAGACUUGCAGUGGACUUGGUCUAAAGUGGAGCAGGGCUAUGUUUAUCACAACAGGAUUAUGCUCCCUAUACAAAUGACCCUAGAGGCAAUGGAGAACUCUUCACUGUGGAGAAUGAUUCGACCAAGUAUGGAGGUUGCCCUAGCAACAAUUGACACUCUAGUGUUACGUCUCAAACAUGUGCAAGGUGUGGAAGCGAGAGACAGGAUGAUCAGUCGUCUUGCCACAUAUCUGCCUUACCUCCCCCAGGUGGCCAUAUCUGCCCUUGACUACAAUAUCACCCAGAUCACAAAAUUGACGUCUCAUCUGAACGACACAGACAAGAUUUUUAAAAUGCUUUGCACGGACGCGGACUGGGACAACUUGAGCAUUUCCGUCACAGUUGACAGGGCUCAGCUGCGAGAGUUUGUCUGUGAUCUGGACUACCAGAUGAUUGUUGAUGACAUCUGGCGCGUUAUCGAUCCAAUGGGAUUUGCAGCCGAUAUGGAGCUGACACUUAACACUUACCUUGACACUGGCGUUAAUUGGACGAGGAAUUCUGUUGCCAUGAGCUACGUCCUUGAUACAGCCCUGAUGAAGAACAAUGUCUUGGACCUUGUAUGGAAGAUUGUAAACAUUGACUGGAAUGUGAUAGCUACCUAUCUGGGUACUGCGGAAAACAUGGUCGAAGAAUUGAUAUCAAAGAAUAUUCUAAGUGAAAUGGCUUCAGGAAGCCACGAUAUUGCUGCAAUGUUCGCCAAUAUAGACUCCAUGUUUGGUGAGAUGCCUAUCUGGAACCGAGUGAAACACUAUGUUUACACAUGGGAACUUUUUGCUGACAUGAUGCUGGAGUAUGCACAUAUCAUUGAUGAUGGCAAUUUUACCAUAGUUGAGUAUGUAGAGGGUAUCUCCCCCACCCUGGGGGAAUAUUUUGCCAAUGCUACUGUGAUUGUCCCAGGAUUGAUAAGCAGACUGGAGACCAGUUUGAUGAACCCACAGGAGAUGGUGCAGCGCAUCCUCAGCGUGGACUUCAUGACUCUCUGCUCAAACCCCGCUUCAUUUGGUCGCAUGUUGGGUAUAGAGCCUACACCAGACUUUGUAGGGUGGCAGAGGGGACUGUGUGCUCUGAACUGGACCCAAAUCUUACAGGAACUGGAUGACAGCAACAGUGUGGUCAAGAAAUUUAUUAAGCAGUUCAACAUUAUUUCCACCAGUUCGACAGCAGACCUUCCAUUACUCUCACACAUGAACUGGACCCACGUAGUCAUGGUUACAGAGAAAUUUAUCAGCAUCGCCAGUAGUACAGCCUUCCUGAGUGGCCUUGCCAACUUCCCAGAUCUUGGUAUCGAGAACUUCAACACAACUGGCACCAACCUGAUGGAGGCUCUACAGAACGCAUGGAAACUUGAUGUUGAUAAACUGUCCUCAAGUGUUAAGCAGCUUAUUGACCUGUUCUACUCCAUGUCACCAGCCAAUGACUCCAUGUGGGACAUGUGGCGCUCCACAGUGGCCCAGCAGUUUUACCUACAGUACAAAAUCAUGUCUUUCGCAACACAUCACCUGGACAUCAUCAAUCGAACUGGAGUAUUUGACUUAAGAGCCCACAUUGUCAACUCACCAGAGCUUGAUAAACUGUUGGCCAUGCUUGAAAAAUCUUCAGACGUGUCAGCCAUCAUCUUCCACAAUGCAAGACUUGCCCUAGAGGACAACACGAGGAUGCUUAAGCUGUUCAUGCUAAACCAGUCUGACAUUUGUUCCGGGCUAGUAGACUGGUUAUUGCUGCCAGCAGACGUCCUAAUCACACGCGCAGACAUCGCAGAGGUGGUGUGUGUGUUUGAUUACAAUACCAUUGGCAAUGAGAUCAUGAAUGGUUUCGAGGGCUUGAACGACCUGAUAAAUGAUAUCAUAUCACUCGGCAACAUGACAAUUAAUGACAUGGCAGUCAACUACACACAGUUUGCUCGCGUAUACGAGAAGUUUACUGAACUAACGACCAGUCUUUCGUCGAAAACAAUCACGGUUGGAACCUCUUGGUCAGAAAGUCAAAUCCAGGAAAUAAUGGAUGAUUUGCAAAAUUUCACAGUCACUAUGGCAGAGCGGAACCAGACGGGCGUGGUACCAGGGUCACUUGAUAGCCUGGAGAGUAUGGAUCCAGUAUCCAAACGUGUCCUGGCAACACUUGAUAUUUUCCUUAACUACAUGGUUGCUAGGAUGAAGAAGUUGCAAGGUAAUUUGACAAUAGAGGGCAUCUCCAAUGACUCUGGGGAUAUCUUGCGGCUGUAUGAUGCCUUAAUGAAGUUGAAGCAAGGGGCAGAGUCAGAGACCAUCAAUGUCACAGUGGACUAUGGAAAGGUGUAUGAGGUAGCAGCCAAUUCCAGCCUGUUACAAGAGCAGUGUGCAGCAGGGACCCUGGCAGUUUAUCUGUCAGUGGGUGGGGUAGCGUCCAACAUGACCGAGGCAGUGGCACAGCUAGUCUGCUUCAGCUAUGAUACGUUCCCAACGGUCCUGGAAGACCAGAUUCAGAUGCAGUAUUUCCAACAACAGAUUGCCCAUAUCUGGAAUGAGACAAACACAAAUCUAGAAGUGAAUGUUACUGGGCUGAACUCCAACAUCGAGAUGUUCGUCCGUCUGUUUGUGGAGCUGAUACAGAUUCCUCCUGAUGGCCAGAACCUGAUCUCCAACUUCCUCAACUGGGACAUCAUCAUGAAGUUCUUUGUGGAUAACAUGGCCAACCCUGACCUGUAUAUGUUGCUUGGUGGAGUGACAGACAAGGUGUCGGACCAGUUUGGAUUUGGACCUCUGACAAAGAAGAUCACAGCGGCCAUUCAGCCUCUCAUAAACAAAAUUGCCAAUGGAGAUGCCAUGGACAUUCUUGUCAACCCCAGCAUGUUACAGGACAUGAUGAGAGAGAUUCUGUCAGCAAACGAACUGCUGAACAUGUUACAGGAUGUUACCUUCCAAAGUGAGACGAUCCUAAAUCAGUUUGUGUGUGAGUAUACUGAGGUUCCAAGCUGGUUUAGUAUACACGUGCCUGGUGCCGAUCCCUCGCACAUCAUUAACUUGUGCUGGCAACCAGUGACCAUGUGGGGAGAGCAACUUCAGAACCUCUACACAAAUGAAACCAUCCGCCAACAGAUUCAGCAAAUGUUUGAUGCCUAUGUGGACAAGAAAAGGUCGGAGAAUUUGGCGAUGCUCAAUACGACCCUGUCUUCCAUUCUUGAUGGGCUGGAAAGCAACAACAUCACAAGCUGGGUAGACAGCAGCAGCUCAGCUGAGAACAUGGUCAACACAGCCUUGGAGCAAAACUUUAACAACAUUAUGAACCUUCUGAAGAUGUUAGAGGGAACCAGUAUGCUUGAGGAAAUCCAUCGGGCCUUGACCACAGUUGUGGCUGUCCAGGGACACAUUGAUAUGCUCAUGGAAAAACUUGCAGGUGAUGAGCACAUUCCUCUGGUAAAUGUGCUGCCCAGCUUGGACGCCAUCUCACACCUCAUAGGGAAACUCAACUCUGACUCUGCAACUGAUUUCUUCACUGUAGCCGCUGUCUACCCGCAACAGUUCUAUGAGCUUGUUGUAUCAAAAACAUGGAAGGAAACAGUCUGUGACUUUGAGCGUUUUAACAGGACUUUCUACUUUGAAAACACCAUGGAUGCCCAGGAGUACCAAAAGGACCUUUGUGAAGCCGCUGACAAAGAUGAGCAGUAUAUGCUGGAAAUCUUCAAAUUUGUGGAAGUUGAAAAAAUUGUAAAUCAGAUUGAAAGCAUCUACAAGAGCUCUGCCAACUUCACCCUAGAGAUGUUACAGAAGAGCAGUGCCCUGAUGAGCAAGUUGAUAGAGAGAGUUACGGGCCUUACUAACGUCAAUAUUACCGGGAUGGACUCGUGGUUGCAGACUAUCAUCAUGUCACUGGAGAGGCUAAACACACAGCAGCAGAGCAGUUUGGUGGACUCAUGCACCCUGAUCUGGCAGUCGUUGGAAGGGACAGCAGUGUUCACGGACAUGGUAAAGCCCUAUCUCACUUCAUCCAAGGCCUUCGUCAACAUAUCACAGGCAACGAUGGACUUGAUCAUUGACCUAGAGACCAAUGUCUGUGGUGGUCAGAACAGAACCAUUUCAAACAUCAUUUCCAUCUUGUCUGAGACAGCCAUUACUCAACAAAUAAAACAGCUUUACGAAAUGAUGACUGGUAAAACCUCCGUGGCAGACUUCACGUGUCAAGAUAUGAGCAUGUACUACAGCUUUGGUGAGAAGUUUGCCCAGAAUAUCAUGGGGGUGUUCAAUGGCUCUGGGGCCAACACGAUGGAGUGUGUGGCUGACAUAUGGACCGCUGCUCAGACCCUCCUUGCUGACACAAACAACCUGUUUGCCGUCAGUGGGGAACUUUUCAAGCUACUGGAGAAUCCUGACUUAAAGAAGAUCCUGACAGAGGUCUUUGGGUCAGAGCAGGGGUUAGCAUUACUACGAAGCGCCCUUGACCUUGUCAGUCAACAGGAACAAGCUGUUGCGGCCCUUCAGUCUCUACUGGAGACCAACAUCACCAACAUGGAGACCGUCCUGAACAACCUGUUCUCUACAGCCUCCAACGUACUGCAGCCCAUUGUGAAGAGUCUGUUCAAUGGAGUCGAUCUGAAGAAUAUGACUGCUGAAGAAGUGAUUGCCAAGGUGUGUGAGGAAGACCAGGACUGGGCUCUGUUGCUAGGCAAUCUGACACAGAUGGACAUACGGAAGGCUAUGUGUGGAAAUGACACCAAGGAGGCCAGAGACACUGCCAGCAUGCUGCUGAACUAUGUAGAAACACUUCAAGUGCUUCAGGACAUUCAAAACUUCAAUUCAACCGCAUUUUGGAUGAAAGUGACCCAAGAUGUGGCUGCCUUGUUACAGAACUUUAAUGGUCUAUCAAAUCUCGUGUCAUUGGUUGAAAAGUUGGGCAAAAUCGAUAUCAUGAAUCUGCUGGAUAACAAGGAACUUCUUCGAACAAUCCAGAAAAUACUUACUGAUGAUGGACCAGACGCUAUUUUGAAAGAUUUGAACACUUUCCUGGAUAACUUCAAGCUUUUAGGAGAGGAUUCCAAUAUCACCAACAUAAUCCUCAACGAUAUCCGCUACCUUGCAAAUGGGUUGUUUGCGUUUUCUUCUCUGCGUUCAAUCAUGUUAAGCAAUGUGAAAGUGCGAGACUUGCUGAAGCAGCCAGCAGAAUUUGAGCGUUACAUGAUGGAUCAACUCAACCUUACCGCGGAUGUUGCGAGCGCCAUCAUAGACGGCAGCAUAAGCUUUGAAAUGUUGCUGGAGGUGGCCAAUGCGGACCUCAAAGGUCUCAUCUGUAACACCACAGAGUUUGAACAACUGUUGCGCUUCAACAACGAGUCACGAGAGCAUGCAGCAGCAAUCAGCCAGAGCUUCUGUCACCUUGACAGUCACACCUUACAGGGGCUUCUUGAUGACAUCCUGCAGGAGUUGGACAUUGGGAAUCUUGUUGAAAAGAUGGUGACAAGUGGACUGGACAGUAUCCUAGAUAAGGCCGGAGUCACUGUGGAAGAGAUGAAAGAAGCAUUUGUGAGCAUUGUGAACGGCCAGAAAGAUCUCACAAACAUGAAUGAGCGCUUUAAUGCAUUUGCCAGCGCCAACGCUGAGGCAUUUGAAAGCCUUGCUGCUGCUCAAACCAGCACACAGGAGUUUGACUCUCUGUCGUCUAUCAUGUGUGGAACGUCACUUCCUGUCAUCCCUGAUGAGUUCAAGGUUGGGGAGGCACUUGACAAGGACCACAAGGAACUCACAGAGCAGCAGACGGCAGAAAUGGAGUCACUAGCCCCAUUAGGUCCGUCUUGCCAGGACAUGUAUGUGAGGAUCAUAAAGGAAGACAACGGCCCCAUCGUCUGGGCAUACCUGAAACCACUGCUGCGUGGAAAGAUUCUCUACGCUCCAGACACCCCUGAAGUCAGGGCAAUACUGAAAAAGGCUAAUGCUACAUUUGCAAAGUUAGAGAACUUCACGCAGAUAGCCCUGGAUUGGGCCGACGGGACCAUUGUACUGGAGGAGCUGGCUGGAGACACCGGCAAGGAUAUUCAGGCGCUGUUCGAGAGUGAGUUGGUCAAGUCGUUAGUGAUGCAGAUGUCCGGUGUGAACAACCAAGACCUGACCAACCUGAUCUACACCUUCCAAGACGCAGACACCGGCCUCAUGAAGUCCAUUUCCAAGGUGGCCAGCCUCGUGUCUGACUACGUGUCCUGCAUAGAAAUCAACAGAUAUGUGGGAUAUGCGACUGAGUCAGACAUGCAGACUGCGGCUAUUCAAUUCAACAACCGCAAUGAGCUGCUGGCUGGUCUUGUUUUUGAAGUGUCCGGAAAACUAAAGAGACUGAAGCGUCAUACACACCCCAUAAGUACACACAUCCAGUAUAAGAUCCGAAUGGACGUGGAUAAUUCUCCAAAUACGAACCGUAUCAAGGACAGAAUGUGGCGCCCUCAGCCAGAGGAUCACUUCUUCAACGAGCUUCGCUAUUUCCGAGGUUUCAUUCAGCUCCAGGACAUGAUUGACUCUGCUAUUAUCUCGUUAUAUGCUGAGCAUGAACAGGUGGAUUUCAAGAUGCCAAGGGUUGCAACCAACCAAUUCCCUUUCCCUUGUCAUACACUUGAUACUUUUGUUAACACAAUAGCUGGCUACCUAUUGCCGGUACUGAUGACCAUAUCAUUCAUCGCCAGUAUUGCUGUGGCAGUAUACAACCUGGUGUACGACAGGGAAAGGGGGCAGGAAGAGACCCUAAACAUCAUGGGGCUUAAGUGUGGCCUGAAUUUCUGGGCGUGGCUUCUUACGACCUACCUUAUUAUGGCGGCAGUUUGUGGGAUUGACAUCAUCAUUCUGAAAUAUGCAAACAUCUUCACAGAGAGCAAUGCCUUCAUUGUCUGGCUCUACUUUAUAGACUUUGCAUUCUCAAUCUUAAUGCUAUGUUACUUUGUGAGUGCCUUCUUCACGCGCACAUCGCUGGCCAUUCUGACCUGCUUCAUUGUGUACUUCAUCAGUUAUCUACCCUUUGUUGUUCUCUACACAUUGGAGGUUGACAUGACAUUCUGGCAGAAAACUCUAGCCUGUCUGUCGUCUACCACGGCAUUCAGCUAUGCGGCCCAGUACAUCGCGCGUUUUGAAGAGCAGAUGAUUGGUCUGCAAUGGAGCAAUGUGGUCAAGGAUCCCUAUAACACCGAGGACGAUUUCAAUUUCCGCUGGUGUAACAUCAUGAUGGUGAUUGACAGCGGCAUAUACUUCAUUCUGGGGUGGUAUGUCCGCAAUGUGAUGCCAGGUAAAUUUGGUGUAUCAGAGCCGUGGUAUUUCUUCUGCCUGCCGUCUCGCUGGUGUUGUAGCAAAUCCAGUGGAAGGGAGUCUGCAUAUUCACCAAGCAAUCAGGGAAAGAAUGUGUUCAGUGAGCCUGCUCAGAAGUCGACUCCAGUGGUAUUGUCAGCGCGAGGCCUUACCAAGACCUACUCGGACGGGACGCGCGCAGUGUCUGACCUUAACCUUGACAUUCACAGUGGCAACAUCACCACCCUCCUCGGACAUAACGGAGCUGCAAAAACUACCACCAUGAACAUGUUGACGGGUAUGCUGGAGCCCUCUAGUGGUAGUGUCCGUCUGCUCAACAGGCCCCUCAGUGACAUGAGAGGCAGCAUUGGUCUGUGCUCACAGGGGAAUGCCCUCUACGAAUACAUGACAGUCAAGGAGCACAUGGAGUUUUACAGCGCCAUCAAGGACUCUUACAAUGCCAUCUCAAAAGAGGAAGAAAUACGACAGUUACUGAAGGACGUUGAUCUGUACCACUGUCGGCACACCCUGGUGAGGAACCUGUCUGGAGGCAUGCAGCGCAGGCUGAGCAUCGCCCUCGCAUUUGUCGGCGGCUCCAAGGCCGUCAUCCUUGAUGAGCCGACCAGUGGUGUGGAUCCCAGCGGCAGACGGGCCAUCUGGAACUUGAUUGUGCGCAGAAAAGAUGCAAAAGAUUCAGGAGGAGCGGCCAUCUUGUUGUCCACUCAUCACCUUGACGAAGCAGACGUGGUCAGUGACCAGAUCGCCAUUCUACACGAGGGCCGUCUGCUGUGUCAGGGGUCACCAAUGUUCCUCAAGCACCACCUGGCAAGCGGUCAUCGACUGACCAUCACAUCUACUAAACAAGACCCUGAUCCGGUGCCUAUAUUGUCCCUGAUCACCCGUUGGAUCCCAGGAUCAAAACUCCAACAGAUGACCGGCUCUGACAUGACCUUUGUGGUGCCCGCGUCAACAGCAGCAGCAACAAACUUUGAUCAGUUCUUCCAGGAAAUGGAGUCUCGCAAAUACGAACUGGACAUCGAGUCUUUUGGAAUAUCAGAUCCUCAACUGCAGGAGGUGUUCCUGAAGGUGUGUGCCGCAGCAGACGCAGGUCACAUUAUCCAACCAGAGACACUUAGGCAGAUGGACAGCCAAUCAGAGGAGGACAAGAGCUCUACAGACGGGGAGUGGAAACAUGACUUUGAGGCAAACGGCUCGAGUAGCAGAGAGCACCUAAACAAGAUGACAGUCCACAGUAGCUCCCGUUUGUCUCUCAUAUUUGCCCUGCUUACUAAGCGAUUCCUGCACUACAUUCGAAACUGGAAGCUCCUUGUGGCCGUUUUAAUACUGCCGUUGCUACUGUUCCUGCUUGCAUGCGGUCUCUAUCUCGUGAAACCCACAGAGACGGAGUCCCCAAGUAUUAUCCUGUCACCUGCCAUGUAUGGUCCAGGUGCCUACUCAUUCAACAAACAACGUUCACUGCCCCAAACUGGACUGGAUGGCCUGGACAUUGUACAUACAUUUAUGCAGAAGCCUGGCUAUAGCACAUCUUGUAUCAAUGCAUCAUUUGCAGAAAAACUAGGCUCCCCAUAUGAAUGUGUCGACCCCGAUACCUCAUACCACAACACCAGCUACCAGCAUAUGACGUGUAAGUGUGAUGACAACAAGUACUCAUGUGCUGCUACCAAUAACAACGCUUCAAUCCCAGAAUUCCGCUCUGCUACCGGCGACAUUCUUGUUGAUCUUGUGAACCACAAAAACAUCUCGCAGUACCUGUUAGAGACCUUUGAACAGUUCAUUACAAAGAGGUUUGGUGGAUUUGAGUUCAGUGAUGGUACAGAUGACAAUAAUAUGCCAGUUUUGGACGCCAAGAUCUGGUACAACAACAAGGGUUACCAUGCCAUGCCCUCAUUCUAUAAUGCCUAUAGCAACGGCCUGCUACGAGCUCUCAUGGCUAGGGCGGGAAAGCAAAGUGAACAAUAUGGCAUUUCCACCUACAACCAUCCAUUUGUGUUCGGAAAGCAGAAGCUUUCAAAACAAUCCAUGCUGUUUGCUGCUGCGGAUAUUGGCAUCGCUCUUAUCAUCCUGAUCGCCUUCACGUUCGUCCCGAUUGGCUGCCUGCUGUACCUAGUCACAGAGUUCCUAAGUCGUGAGAAACACAUGCAGUUCAUAGCAGGCAUCGGGUCAUUUGUGUACUGGAUUUCCUCCUUCAUCUGGGACAUGAUGAUUAUGGGUAUAUCAAUAGGCAUAGCUGCCAUUAUUAUCCUCAUCUUCAAACCUGCAUCAUUCUGGGAUAGAGAAAAUCUUGGAGCUGUAUGUGUUCUGCUGGCACUGUUUGGGUCGUCAACCAUAACCCUUUGUUACUGCUUCUCAAAGCGGUUUUCAUCAUCGGGUGCAGCGUUUUUCACACUGUUCUGUUUCCUGAACUUCAUCGGCAUUAUAACGAUCAUUGUCAUCUUCGCGUUAAAUUGGUGGCGAGCAUUUAGCGAGGAGGCCGCUGAGGGGUACCGCAUCUGUCACUACGUAUUCCUUAUCUUCCCGCCGUAUGCUCUCGCCUCUGGAUUCAUGGAUUUAAUUGAGAAUCAGGUGCGGACCACCAUCUACGAACGCUUUGACUAUGAUGCCUAUAACAGACCCUUUACCCUGGAAAUGAUUGGCUGGAAUCUCAUUGCCAUGGGAAUUGAAACAUUUGUCUUUUUUGUUCUGACCAUAGUGAUGGACUUGAAAUGCUGUUGUGGAAGCAACUCUAGACAACGCUACCUGGGCAUGAACGGGCCUGCAGACGAAGAUGUUGAUGUUUCAGCAGAGAAAGUGCGCAUUGAUCGAGGAGACUGUCGCCAGGAUGUGGUCGUGGUGCGCAAUCUCCAUAAGGUAUACAAGAGUGGGAAGACUGAGUUGCAAGCAGUGAACGGGCUCAGUUUUGGUGUGCCAGCCAAUCAGUGUUUUGGCCUUCUGGGAAUCAAUGGUGCAGGAAAGACAACAACAUUUAAAAUACUCACCGGCUGCAUUAAUGCAUCAGAUGGCUUCACUUCAGUUCUUGGAUCCAGGAUUCUUCCCGGCUCGUCCUCAGUGGGGCGCAUGGUGGGCUACUGUCCCCAGGAGGACGCCCUGGACAGCUACCUCAGCGUGGAGAGCAUGCUGCACUUCCACUGCAAGCUCAAGGGCAUCCCAGCAAGCAAGAGGACAGAGGAAGUGACUUCGGUGAUGGAGCGCCUGCAGCUGACCCCUAUCAAGGGCAAGCUGGUGCGGGCGUGCAGUGGGGGCAUGAAGCGGAAGCUGUCUCUUGCUAUUGCCCUGCUGGGAUCACCACCUGUCAUAUUGCUGGAUGAGCCCACUACAGGCAUGGACCCCAAAGCCAAGAAGCUUGUCUGGGACUGUCUGUUCAGGGCCAAACAUCAGGGCCAGGCCAUCAUCCUCACCUCACACAGCCUGGAGGAGUGUGAUAUUCUGUGUGAUAGGAUUGGAAUCAUGGUGAAUGGAGAAUUCAAAUGCCUGGGUAGCUCACAACAUUUGAAGCAGAAGUUUGGCAAUGGCUACACAGUUACCCUGUACGUGAGCGGCUUAUCUACAAUCGGCACGAGGAUCUAUGAGCUCAUCCAUAACCACUUCCCCAGUGCCAGCAUCAGGAGCCAUCACGUGAACGUGAUUCAGCUGGACAUUCCACGAGAGUCAGUGAGCGUGGCAGAAAUGUUCUCAGUGCUGGAGAGAGAGAAGAACAACUACAACAUUGAGUACUACACAGUGUCACAGACCACCCUGGAAACAAUUUUCCUGAACAUUGCUGGUGAACAGACGGAUGGAGCCAACCUUGAUGUCUCGGACACAAACUCAAGUUCUGGAGCUACGGGCUCAGAUAUCAGCAGCAAAAUGGCGCCAAUGGGCGUCUCAAACCCUUUCUAUGAGCAUGUCAAGAAACCCAUCACCCUUGCAGACACAGGCAUGGGCCCCAAUGGCUCCAAUGCACAUUCCCCAUUCGUGCUUCCAGUAAAAGACAAGCUCAAUUUUAAAGAUGAGGAUGGUGAAAUUUUCAUCACCCGCCUGUAAUUAUUGACAGUGGAGUAGUUAAAUGCAUGAAGGUGUCAAUGUUAUGACAGUGUCACCUAUCUGUGCUUCCCACAACUUCACCGGAACAUGUUACAAUUGACACAAAAUUUACACAAGUGUAUGAUCAAUGCAAUUGAUAGAUUUUUAUAUUUUUACUGCAUAUUUUACAAGCUUCUUACUCUGAAAUGCAAUUUCUUUACAUGAGAAAUAUAUAUAUACCGUAUUCAUGUUUAUAUUUUUAUUUUAUUCCAUUGAAUAUUAUACUAGUAUUACUUACUGUUUUAUACUUAGACUUUAUACUGUGUUAUUUUAUCAAUUGUAGGAAAGUUCUUAUAUAUGAUGUUGUUGUAAUUGUUCUUUUUGUUGCAGGCAAUUCCCUCUCCAUUCAUCAUUAAAUAUCUUUAUUGUUUACAUGUCUAUGACUGAUUUAAAGUUGAUACUAUUAAAAAUGUCCAAUUUCUGUUUUUACCAUAUAAUUUCAUGUAUGUGUGUAAGUCUGUGUGUUUAAUAAAUGCAUUUAUCACAUGCUAUACCAAAGGCUCGCUUACUUACAUAAUUCCUGAACUCGUUUAAUAAAAUAUGGUAUGAUAUGACAACUCGUGCCAGAUCCUAUAUGUAUGUGUCUGUAUAAUUGUAUGCAUGGAUUGUAUAAACCUCCUGUAUAGCAAUAACAGUUAAAUGUCAAGCAGUUUUUUUAGAGGUCUAAUAUAUAGCAAGAAAUUAACAUGAAAACUACUAAUACAAAUUGUAAUUUAUGGAGGUGAAUGAAGGAUUUGCAUCUUGAAAGAGAAGUUUUGUGAUAGAAAAAAUGUUGUCUCAUUUGUCAUUCUUUGCUGUAUUUCUGUUGUAAAAAUGCUGUUUUAUGUAAGUCACUAGAUACUCUAUUUUUAUAGCUUUUUCAGUUUAAUACUCUUGUUUUAAAGACAUAAUUGUAUUCUUUUAUAUAAGUGUUCGUAAAGUGUUGUCCCAGAUUAGCCUGUGCAGUCCGCACAAGCUAAUCAGGGACGACACUUUGCCUUUUUAUGGUAUUUUUCAUUUACAGAGAAACUUUUAGCUUUUAUGGUAUUUUUCGUUUAAAGAAAGUCUUUUAGCAAAAAUCCAGUUUGAGUGGAAAGUGUUGUUCCUGAUUAGGCUUUGCAGACUGCACAGGCUUAUCUGGGACGACACUUUACACACAUGCAUUAUACCCCCUUUUUACAGAGCAUAGCUCAAAUUUAAGCAAGUACUAUUACACUGAGACCUGAUAUGCCUCAUGUCUAAAGACUGCACAUGCUAAUUUAAGACGAUACUAAAUGUUCAUGCAUUUACCUUGGUUCUCCCAUAGAUAAGCUCAAUUGUUACAGAAUUUCAAUGCUUACUUGUGCUUGAAAAAGUUUUAUUAUUCAAAUACACAUUUUCUUGAAGCAAAAAUAAAUUUUACAUUUAACCCAUUUAUGCCUAGCGUCUAGAAAAAAGGCCUUGUCAAACAGCGUAGACCCAGAUGAGACACCGCAUGAUGCAGCGUCUCAUCAGGGUCUGCGCUGUUUGCUUAAAGGAAUUUCUGUAUGAAAUAUUCUAAAUAUAGAAAUAAAUAUACUAGACAUCCCUAAUUUUGAAAAUAAAUUGAUCUAAUUUAGAAGGAUGGGGGAGUCCACUAGGCAUAAAUGGGUUAAAUAAACUUUGUUUAGCGUUCAUUUCAUGUGAAGAUCUUAACUUUGAACUUUAUUCUAAGAAAAAUUAUUUGUAUUCUGAAUCUGUAAGUACAGGUAUUCAUUUUGCUCUUUAAUUUGAAAUUUGUUCAAGGUUAUCAGGAAAUAUAAUUAUUAAUAGCAGUCAUAUAAAAUAUUUAUGUACACAAAAUGUUGAUGAUAACUUUCCAAUAUGGGCUACACACUUGUUAACAGGCUAUGGGAAAUACAAGAAACUGCAUGCAUGCAUGAGAGAUUUAGUAGAUAUGAUUUGUAUACUGUCUGAUUUUUGUUUUAUAACUGUGGUGAUAUAUUUGUUUCUGUUGAUUCUUUCAAUGCAAUCGUUACACCACUUGUUCUAUUUUGAUACAACAACAGUUAUUUUCUGUCAUAAUAAUAUGUUAGUGGGCUAUCAUCUAGUUCACAAAAGUUGCAAAAACAUACACAGGUACUUUAGAGCAGAACAAUUAUUAAACCAAAGACAACUUUGCCCAAAUUGUACAUGGUGACAUGUGUUUAACCACUUAUUGAAUAUUUAUUGGGUAACAACUGGUGCAUAAUAACUUUUUAGCUCACCUGAGCGAUAGCUCGGGGUGAGCUAUUGUGAUCACUCAGCGUCCGGCGUCCGUCCGUCCGUCUGUCUGUAAACAAUUUGUAAACAUCUUCUUCUACUAAACCAUUGAGCCAAUUUCAACUAAAUUUCAUGUGGAGCAUCCCUAGGUCAUGGGACAAAAGAAUUGUUAAAAAAAAUUUGAUCACAUAACCAAGAUGGCCGCCAUGACCAUAUAUGGUAAAAACCUUAAAACAUCUUCUUGUCAGAAACCGCUCAUCAGAUUUUCAAAAAAUUUCACAGGGAUGACCUUUGAAGGCUCCCCUGAAAAAGUUGUUAAAGAAAUUUGAUUCGUCAAAAAACAUGGCCGCAGGAGCUCGUUGAACUUUGCAUGUUUAUUCGUUUUUGCCUAUUUUGUGAAAACUUUCAAAAAUCUUCCACAUUUUUUGUCCGAUCCUUUCCAAAUUUGCACAGUGUCUUUAUAUCAAUGAGGACACGAACCCUACAAAAAUGAGCAUUAUUGGUCCAUGAAGUACAGAAUUACCUCCCCUUGAAUUGAGAAAAUGGUGUUUAUGCAAUAAAGUCCAAAUUUUUCAUCCAAUUCUUUCCAAACUUGUAAGGAUUUAGCAUGGUUCAAACAAGGGAAACAACUACGGUUUAUGCAUGUUCUUUUUAUUACAGAUUUGCCUCCCUUUAAUUCAUUCAAAAUCUCAUUUUACAGCAGAGAUUCCAAAUCUGACCUGUAAAUGAGACCCAUAUUUACUGCCAGUGCUAGGUUACCUUUCCCCAUUUGAUCAUUAUUAAGUAUUGGUCUUGUAAUGCUGCUACUGCUUCUGCUACUGCUACUGCUACUACUACUACUACUACUACUACUACUACUACUACUACUACUACUACUACUACUACUACUACUACUACUAGUACUACUACUACUACUAGUACUACUACUACUACUACUACUUCUACUACUACUACUAGUACUACUACUACUACUACGAUGACCACCAACACCACCACAACCACCACCACCACCACCACCACGUCUACUAUUACUACUUCUACUACUACUGCCACUACUACUACUACUUUUACCACUACUACUACUACUACUACUACUACUACUACUACUACUACCACUACUACUACUACUACUACUACUACUACUACUACUACUACUACUACUUCUACUACUACUACUACUACUACUACUUCUACUACUACUACUACUACUUCUACUACUACUACUACUACUACUACUACUACUACUACUACUACUACUACUACUACUACAACAACUACUAUUACUACUACUACUACUACUACUACUACUACUACUACUACACCACCACCACCAUUCACAGUGACAAAAAACGUAUUCACACAAUGGCUGCUACUACAACUUAUAGCCCAUAUAGGGGGGGCAUGCAUGUUUUACAAACAGCCCUUGUUUCUAUGGGAUUUUAACCACAACUGUUCAUGUUUAUCUCCGACACAUAUUUUUAGGUCACCUGUCAUGAAGUGACACGGUGAGCUUAUGUGAUCGUGUGAUGUCCGGCGUCCGUUGUGCGUGCCUGCGUGUGUCCGUGCGUCCGUCCGUCAACAAUUUGUUUGUGUAGACAGUAGAGGUCACAGUUUGCAUCCAAUCUUGAUGAAAUUUGGUCAAAAUGUUUAUCUUGAUGAAAUCCGGUUUGGGAUUGUAUUUGGGUCAUCUGGGGUCAAAAACAAGGUCACUAGGUCAAAUAAUAGAACAACCUUCUGUAGACAAUAGAGGUCACAGUUUUCAUCCAAUCUUUAUGAAAUUUGGUCAGAAUGUUUAUCUUGAUGAAAUCUGGGUUGGGAUUUUAUUUGGGUCAUCUGGGGUCAAAAACUAGGUCACUAGGUCAAAUAAUAGAAAAACCGUGUGUAGACAUUAGAGAUCACAGUUUUCAUCCAACCUUUAUGAAAUUUGGUCAGAAUUCUUGAUGAAAUCUGGGUGGGAUUGUAUUUGGGUCAUCUGGGGUAAAAAUCCAGGUCAAAUAAAUAGAAAAACCUUGUGUUGACAAUAGAGGUCACAGUUUUCAUCCAAUAUUUAUGAACUGUGGUUAGAAUGUUUAUCUUGAUGAAAUCUGGAUUGGGAUUGUAUUUGGGUCAUCUAGAGUCAGGAACUAGGUCACUAGGUCAAAUCAUAGAAAAACAUUGUGUAGACAAUAGAGGUCAUAGUUUUCAUCUGAUCUUAAUAAGUCAGGUGAGCGAUUCAGGGCCAUCAUGGCCCUCUUGUCAUUUAUAUAUGCGGUGGAAAUGUAAUAAAUGUAUAUUGUUCAAGCUUUUCUCAUAAUGUGUUCUGGUGUGUUUUGAAGCGUUUUAUAAUUUUAACUUACUUUUAAAUACAUCAAUUUGAGAAUUGAUUCUGGAAAAAUAUAUAAAUUGAUAACUAGAACAAUUCACUGCGUUACUAGAAAAAUUACUCGUGUUAGUUACACCUCAGCAUGAUGUUGCCUAAACUGUUAGCAGAACAUACAUUUUAUUCUGGGCAUUAGUAUUUCGUUUAAUAAAACGGUAUUAUGAAGUGCUUCUUUAUCCUUUGAAAGUUCUUUGUUUGUAACGACAUUAUGUCAGAUACUUGAUAUGUAACAACACAAUUUAAAUUUUAUUUUUGUAUACAACCUGGACUAACGUAAAAUGAAAACUAGACAUUCAA
Messenger RNA from Dreissena polymorpha, 18470 nucleotides. RefSeq lists its product as uncharacterized. Lineage: Eukaryota; Metazoa; Mollusca; Bivalvia; Myida; Dreissenidae. Bases 188 to 13576 code for a protein of 4462 amino acids. Gene Ontology annotation, biological process: lipid transport; transmembrane transport. The record is from RefSeq and is a predicted model, not a curated record. The transcript has 86 exons. Gene Ontology annotation, molecular function: ATP hydrolysis activity; lipid carrier activity; ABC-type transporter activity. Gene Ontology annotation, cellular component: membrane; intracellular membrane-bounded organelle.